AUGCCUCCCAAGAUAGGAGCUAAGCAUACUAUCCAUGUUCCACCAGCUCGACCACUUUAUAGAUUCGCAGCAACCGGCCUGGGGGCAACCAUGUGGUUUUUUCUAAUGUAUAGAGCGAAACAAGACGGACCCGUUCUACUCGGAUGGAAGCAUCCAUGGGAUCACUGA
This is a messenger RNA of Blumeria graminis f. sp. triticale, 168 nucleotides long. NCBI's taxonomy places the organism in Eukaryota, Fungi, Ascomycota, Leotiomycetes, Helotiales, Erysiphaceae. The record is from the annotation of a GenBank genome assembly.